AUGGGGGGAAGCAGAGAAGGGGAUGGGGGAAAGCAGGGAAGGGGAUGGGGGGAAGCAGAGAAGGGAAUGGGGGGAAGCAGAGAAGGGGAUGGGGGGAAGCAGGGAAUGGGAUGUGGGGAAGCAGAGAAGGGGAUGGGGGGAAGCAGAGAAGGGGAUGGGGGAAAGCAGAGAAGGGGAUGGGGGGAAGCAGUGAAGGGGAUGGGGGGAAGCAGAGAAGGGGAUGGGGGGAAGCAGGAAAUGGGAUCACGGAAGGGGAUGGGAGGAAGCAGAGAAGGGGAUGGGAGGAAGCAGGGAAGGCGAUGGGGGGAAGCAGAGAAGAGUAUGGGGGGAAGCAGAGAAGGGGAUGGGGGAAAGCAGGGAAGGGGAUGGGGGGAAGCAGAGAAGGGAAUGGGGGGAAGCAGGGAAGGGGAUGGGGGGAAGCAGGGAAUGGGAUGUGGGGAAGCAGAGAAGAGGAUGGGGGGAAGCAGAGAAGGGGAUGGGGGAAAGCAGGGAAGGGGAUGGGGGGAAGCAGUGAAGGGAAUGGGGGGAAGCAGAGAAGGGGAUGGGGGGAAGCAGGGAAUGGGAUGUGGGGAAGCAGAGAAGGGGAUGGGGGGAAGCAGAGAAGGGGAUGGGGGAAAGCAGGGAAGGGGAUGGGGGGAAGCAGUGAAGGGAAUGGGGGGAAGCAGAGAAGGGGAUGGGGGGAAGCAGGGAAUGGGAUGUGGGGAAGCAGAGAAGGGGAUGGGGGGAAGCAGAGAAGGGGAUGGGGGAAAGCAGGGAAGGGGAUGGGGGGAAGCAGAGAAGGGAAUGGGGGGAAGCAGGGAAGGGGAUGGGGGGAAGCAGGGAAUGGGAUGUGGGGAAGCAGAGAAGAGUAUGGGGGGAAGCAGAGAAGGGGAUGGGGGAAAGCAGGGAAGGGGAUGGGGGGAAGCAGGGAAGGGGAUGGGAGGAAGCAGGGAAGGGAAUGGUGGGAAGCAGGGAAGGGGAUGGGGGGAAGCAGGGAAGGGGAUGGGGGGAAGCAGAGAAGGGGAUGGGAGGAAGCAGAGAAGGGGAUGGGGGGAAGCAGGGAGGGGAUGGGGGGAAGCAGGGAAGGGGAUGGGGGGAAGCAGGGAAGGGGAUGGGGGGAAGCAGGGAAGAGGAUGGCGGAAAGCAUGGAAGGAGAUGGGGGGAAGCAGGGAAGGGGAUGGGGGGAAGCAGAGAAGGGGAUGGGGGGAAGCAGAGAAGGGGAUGGGGGGAAGCAGGGAAGGGUAUGGGGGGAAGCAGGGAAGGGGAUGGGGGGAAGCAGGGAAGGGGAUGGGGGGAAGCAGAGAAGGGGAUGGGGGGAAGCAGGGAAGGGGAUGGGGGGAAGCAGGGAAGGGGAUGGCGGGAAGCAGGGAAGGGGAUGGGGGGAAGCAGGAAAGGGGAUGGGGGGAAGCAGGGAAGGGGAUGGGGGAAAGAAGAGAAAGGGAUGGGGGGAAGCAGAGAAGGGGAUGGGGGAAAGCAGAGAAGGGGAUGGGGGGAAGCAGUGAAGGGGAUGGGGGGAAGCAGGGACGGGGAUGGGGGGAAGCAGGGAAGGGGAUGAGGGGAAGCAGGGAAGAGGAUGGCGGAAAGCAUGGAAGGAGAUGGGGGGAAGCAGGGAAGGGGAUGGGGGGAAGCAGAGAAGGGGAUGGGGGGAAGCAGAGAAGGGGAUGGGGGGAAGCAGGGAAGGGGAUGGGGGGAAGCAGGGAAGGGGAUGGGGGGAAGCAGAGAAGGGGAUGGGGGGAAGCAGGGAAGGGGAUGGGGGGAAGCAGGGAAGGGGAUGGCGGGAAGCAGGGAAGGGGAUGGGGGGAAGCAGGAAAGGGGAUGGGGGGAAGCAGGGAAGGGGAUGGGAGGAAGCAGAGAAGGGGAUGGGAGGAAGCAGAGAAGGGGAUGGGGGGAAGCAGGGAAGGGGAUGGGGGGAAGCAGGGAAGGGGAUGGGGGGAAGCAGGGAAGGGGAUGGGGGGAAGCAGGGAAGAGGAUGGCGGAAAGCAUGGAAGGAGAUGGGGGGAAGCAGGGAAGGGGAUGGGGGGAAGCAGAGAAGGGGAUGGGGGGAAGCAGAGAAGGGGAUGGGGGGAAGCAGGGAAGGGGAUGGGGGGAAGCAGGGAAGGGGAUGGGGGGAAGCAGAGAAGGGGAUGGGGGGAAGCAGGGAAGGGGAUGGGGGGAAGCAGGGAAGGGGAUGGCAGGAAGCAGGGAAGGGGAUGGGGGGAAGCAGGAAAGGGGAUGGGGGGAAGCUGGGAAGGGGAUGGGGGAAAGAAGAGAAAGGGAUGGGGGGAAGCAGAGAAGGGGAUGGGAGGAAGCAGGGAAGGGAAUGGUGGGAAGCAGGGAAGGGGAUGGGGGGAAGCAGGGAAGGGGAUGGGGGGAAGCAGAGAAGGGGAUGGGAGGAAGCAGAGAAGGGGAUGGGGGGAAGCAGGGAAGGGGAUGGGGGGAAGCAGGGAAGGGGAUGGGGGGAAGCAGGGAAGGGGAUGGGGGGAAGCAGGGAAGAGGAUGGCGGAAAGCAUGGAAGGAGAUGGGGGGAAGCAGGGAAGGGGAUGGGGGGAAGCAGAGAAGGGGAUGGGGGGAAGCAGGGAAGGGGAUGGGGGGAAGCAGGGAAGGGGAUGGCGGGAAGCAGGGAAGGGGAUGGGGGGAAGCAGGAAAGGGGAUGGGGGGAAGCAGGGAAGGGGAUGGGGGAAAGAAGAGAAAGGGAUGGGGGGAAGCAGAGAAGGGGAUGGGGGAAAGCAGAGAAGGGGAUGGGGGGAAGCAGUGAAGGGGAUGGGGGGAAGCAGGGAAGGGGAUGAGGGGAAGCAGGGAAGGGGAUGGGGGGAAGCACGGAAGGGGAUGGGGAGUAGCAGGGAAGGGGAUGGGGGAAAGCAGAGAAGGGGAUGGUGGGAAGCAGGGAAGGGGAUGGGGGAAAGCAGAGAAGGGGAUGGGGGGAAGCAGGGAAGGGGAUGGGGGGAAGCAGGGAAGGGGAUGGGGGAAAGCAGGGAAGGGGAUCGGGGGAAGCAGAGAAGGGAAUGGGGGGAAGCAGAGAAGGGGAUGGGGGGAACCAGGGAAGGGGAUGGGGGGAAGCAGGGAAGGGGAUGGGGGAAAGAAGAGAAGGGGAUGGGGGGAAGCAGAGAAGGGGAUGGGGGAAUGCAGAGAAGGGGAUGCGGGGAAGCAGUUAAGGGGAUGGGGGGAAGCAGGGAAGGGGAUGGGGGGAAGCAGGGAAGGGGAUGGGGGAAAGCAGGGAAGGGGAUGGGAGGAAGCAGAGAAGGGGAUGGGGGGAAGCAGAGAAGUGGAUGGGGGGAAGCAGUGGAGGGGAUGGGGGGAAGCAGGGAAGGGGAUGAGGGGAAGCAGGGAAGCGGUUGGGGGGAAGCAGGGAAGGGGAUGGGGGGAAGCAGAGAAGGGGAUGGGGGGAAGCAGGGAAGAGGAUGGGGGGAAGCACGGAAGGGGAUGGGGGGUAGCAGGGAAGGGGAUGGGGGGAAGCAGAGAAGGGGAUGGGGGGAAGCAGGGAAGGGGAUGGGGGGAAGCAGGGAAGGGGAUGGGGGGAAGCAGGGAAGGGGAUGGGGGGAAGCAGGGAAGGGGAUGGGGGGAAGCAGGGAAGGGGAUGGCGGGAAGCAGGGAAGGGGAUGGGGGGAAGCUGGAAAGGGGAUGGGGGUAAGCAGGGAAGGGGAUGGGGGAAAGAAGAGAAGGGGAUGGGGGGAAGCAGAGAAGGGGAUGGGGGAAAGCAGAGAAGUGGAUGGGGGGAAGCAGUGGAGGGGAUGGGGGGAAGCAGGGAAGGGGUUGGGGGGAAGCAGGGAAGGGGAUGGGGGGAAGCAGAGAAGGGGAUGGGGGGAAGCAGGGAAGGGGAUGGGGGGAAGCACGGAAGGGGAUGGGGGGGGAUGGGGGGAAGCAGAGAAGGGGAUGGGGGGAAGCAGGGAAGGGGAUGGGGGGAAGCACGGAAGGGGAUGGGGGGAAGCACGGAAGGGGAUGGGGGGUAGCAGGGAAGGGGAUGGGGGACAGCAGAGAAGGGUAAGGGGGGAAGCAGAGAAGAGGAUGGGGGGAAGGAGGGAAGGGGAUGGGGGAAAGCAGAGAAGGGGAUGGUGGAAGCAGGGAAGGGGAUGGGGGGAAGCACGGAAGGGGAUGGGAGGAAGCAGAAAAGGGGAGGGGGGAAGCAGGGAAGGCGAUGGGGGGAAGCAGAGAAGGGGAUGGGGGAAAGCAGAGAAGGGGAUGGAGGAAGCAGAGAAGGGGAUGGGGGAAAGCAGGGAAGGGGAUGGGGGGAAGCAGGGAAGGGGAUGGGGGAAAUCAGAUAAGGGGAUGGGGGGAAGCAGAGAAGAGUAUGGGGGGAAGCAGAGAAGGGGAUGGGGGGGAAGCAGAGAAGGGUAUGGGGGGAAGCAGGGAAGGGGUUAG
Molecule: messenger RNA, 4314 nt
Organism: Closterium sp. NIES-65
Lineage: Eukaryota; Viridiplantae; Streptophyta; Zygnematophyceae; Desmidiales; Closteriaceae
Source: the annotation of a GenBank genome assembly